Molecule: messenger RNA, 5680 nt
Organism: Porites evermanni
Lineage: Eukaryota; Metazoa; Cnidaria; Anthozoa; Scleractinia; Poritidae
Source: the annotation of a GenBank genome assembly
AUGACCGCAAGAAUAGUUUUCCGUAUCUUCGUUCUGGCUCUCCUGCUCUACAGCGCAGUAACUCAAAAAUGUCCUGCAGGUGGUAGAUCCGAGAGCUCCAUCGUGGGCUGGAUGUUACGCGGACACGUGUACGACACUCUUAUCGCUGAACUUCCGUUUACGUGCGUAUUCAAGUGUCGCGAAGACAAUCGAUGCCAAAGUUUUAACUGGGUUAUAUCUCUUCUUACGUGCGAGUUUAACAACAGGACAAAAGAAGCCAGGCCUGAGAACUUCAUUCCAAACCAAGACAGAUCUUACUAUCGACGCGAUUUACAACGAGGUAAGCCAUCAUUAAAUGCCGUGGAUACUCUUAAGUUCAAUGCCCGGUCCGGGGAGGCUCCCCCCGAACGGGGUACCUUUGUCAGGCUUCAUAUAUAUGAAAGGGCGAAGAAAUUUCACUGCUUGAAGUAUAUGAAAGGGUAGGAAAAUUAUGUAGGCCUAUAAAAUGACUUAAAAGAGCUAACAGAUGCAUUUUAUGGAUGUGAAAUAGCCGACGGAAAUUUUUCCGGUUUUGUGCCAAUUUUGUGCUUAUUCAUGUUUAAAAGACAGAGCAUUUAAAGCAGUUAAGAGGAAUGCAAAAUUACCGUAAAAUCCCACGUUAAAGCCCCCCGGAUUAAAACCCAUCCAUUUGCUAACGAAGAUAUUAUUCUGGAUACAAACCUCCCCGGAAUUAAAUUGGAACUAUGAAAAUACGAAAUUGUGAUCGAAAUACAGAUAUGAACUUUGUUAAAGCUACUGAGGGGAAAAUUUCUUGUAGUUUUUAUUUACUUUCGUCCUGUUCUGUUCCAGUUGUUUCAAGUGUUUUAUAGAUGUUUUUGAAAUACAUUCUCUGUUUAUUGUUUCAAAUGUAUGAUAAAAAAUGUAACCCUAAAUGUAAUGGUGUAAUGGUAAUUCGGUUUAGAUAUGUUUUAUCCCGUCUUUCCGAAACAUUUUUUCCGUUUAUACCUCCCCCCACCCCCACCCCCCGAUAUAAGCCACGCCUCGUUUAUAAGUUCACCCAAAACCCCUUAUGAAGUUAUAUAAACCCAGGGCUUUAACGUAGGAUUUUACGGUAGUUCUGAACUAGCUAGGUAUGUUCAAUAGGUAGCAUUCGUGAAUGGAAGGUAUACGAAAGGGGUACCUUUUUUUUCCAAAACGUUAUAUAAAAGGGUAAAGGGUUGGACCUCGGGGAGGAACCUCCCUGCAUAAAACGUUGCUGAGUAGCGCCCCGUGCAUAAAUUAAAAACUAUGCGGGGGUAAAGGCAAACUGAUAAUAAAGAAUUGUUUUUUAACCUUUCAGUUCCCCUUGGUUCGAUUCAAGAACUACCAGCUGAGACUUGUGACGAAAUAAAGAGGAGUGAAGGACACGCUGUUAGCGGGAAAUACUGGUUUUCCACUAUAAAAUCUGGUACAUCUCUUCUGGCCUAUUGCAAUAUGGAGACCAACGGUGAGUUUAGUCAGUUAUACAAUUGGCGACUACCGUUUAGCUGAUUGUGCCCUCUGAUAAGUUAAUUUAUGAUUAAUUAUUAGACGACUGACGUAAAUGUUUCAUAUUUAGUCACAGAUGCGGUGACUGAUGAAAAAUUAACCGGUAGAUUUAAACUGAUAAGACACGGAGAAAAAAAAAAUUUUAAGAGGAAAAAAGACUCAUGGAAUCACGAAAGAAUGGGUACUCUUCGCGUCACAUGUUAGGGCCUGAGUAAAUGCCCAUCAAUAAUUUUUUCGUCAAUCGAUAUGUUCGCUGUUCUAGACAUUGACGAAUGCGGUGCUUCUUCUCCUGUAUGUGACAUCAAUGCAAACUGCUCCAAUACUCGUGGAUCGUAUAUCUGUACAUGCAGGACAGGAUAUACAGGCGAUGGAAAAACUUGCCAAGGUAGGAUAAAUGUCGAUUUACUGUGAUAACAACGAAGAGGGCAGACUUCUGGGGACUUGUGACGACCAGUAAAAAUCGGCAAUCCAUCGAAUCGAGUCCUUUUAUAUACGGGCAGUGCAUGACAUCAUGCCUGGGGUUAUACUUCUGUUAUUAGAAACUUUCUGGAUAAAUGUAAGUGUAUAGAAAUUCUUUAAAAGGGCGCGCAAGAAUUAAAACGUUUAAUGUCUGUUAUUUAGCCAAGAAAUGUAAUGCCGUCAUGUAAUGCCCACCAAACCAAGUAGAAAAAGAAAAAAAAAUUAUGAAGCAACAGCAAGCGGGAGAUUUAAACUGGUGAUACGGAGAAAAAAAGAGAAAAGAGACUCGUGUCACGAAGGAAUGAGUGCUCCUCGCGUCUCAUGUUAGGGCCUGAGUAAAUGCCCCUCAAUAUUUUUUUCAUCAAUUAAUAUGUUCGCUGUUCUAGACUUUGACGAAUGCAGUGCUUCUUCUCCUGUAUGUGACUUAAAUGCCAACUGCUCCAAUACUCGUGGAUCGUACAUCUGUACCUGCAGGACAGGAUAUACAGGCGAAGGAAAAACUUGCCAAGGUAAUUAAGAUAAAGGUCGAUUUACUGUGAUAACAACGAAGAUGGCAGAUUCUCAGGGACUUGUGACGACCAGUAAAAAAUCGGUAAUCCAUCGAAUCCUAUCCGUUUAUAUACGGGCAGUGCAUCACAUCAUGCCUCGGGUUACACGCCUGUUAUUAGCAACUUUUUUGGGUAGCCUGAGAAAACAGCCGACCUUUGGCGACGCUACCACUGAUUUCCCCGCCAAAUGACGUCUGAGGAACGAGCGCAGACAUUCCAUACUGAUCACGCGUCAUUGCCCAGAUCCGGGUUCUGAUUGGUCGUGCAGCAUGGGAAAUUUUAGUCAACUAAUCAGAAGCACUUCCCAGAUCUGGGUGGUGACGUCAUAAGUAUGGAAUUUCUGCGCUCGUUUCUCAGACGUAAUUUGGCAGAAAAACCGGUGGUGGCGUCGCCAAAUGUCCAUUGUUUUCUCAGGCUACUUUUUGGGUAAAUGUGAGUAAUGUAAGUGUAUACAAAUUCUUCAAAAGGCCGCGCAAGAAUAAAAACGUUUGAAGUCCGUUAUUUAACCGCAAAAAGUAAAACUGAGAUUACUUAGUAGCCCACCUAGCCCAGUAGAAAGAAAUUAUGAAGCAACAGCAACCGGGAGAUUUAAACUGAUAAGACAUGGAAAAAAAGAGAGAAUUUUUAAGGGAAAAAAUACUCUUGUCAAGAAGGAAUGAGUACUGCUCGCGUCACAUGUUAGGGCCUUAGUUAAUACCCUUCAAUAAUUUUUUCAUCAAUCAAUAUGUUUGUUGUUCUAGACAUUGACGAGUGCAAUGCUUCUCUUCCUGUAUGUGACAUCAAUGCAAACUGCUCCAAUACUCGUGGAUCGUAUAUCUGUACCUGCAAGUCAGGAUAUACAGGCGACGGGAAAACGUGCCAAGGUAGGAUAAAUGUCGAUUUACUGUGAUAACAACGAAGAGGGCAGAUUUCCAGGGACUUGUGACAACCAGUAAAAAUCGUCAAUCCAUCGAAUCCAGGCCGUUUAUAUACGGGCAGUGAAUGAGAUCAUUCCGCGGGUUAUACUUCUGUUAUUAAAAACUUUUUGGAUAAAUGUCAGUGUAUACAAAUUCUUUAAAAGGCCGCGUAUUAAGAAUUAAAACGUUUCAAGUCUGUUAUUUAACCGCGAAAAGUAAUGCUGUGAUUACUUAGUAGCCCAUCUAGACCAGUGGAAAAACAAAAACAAAAUUAUGAAGCAACAGCACCGGGUAACCCAAGGUUUUUGGAACAGCCUAUAUAGAUAAACUCUGCUUUAGAAGAAUUAUGAGAGAUCUGUAAAAAAUGUUGAUGAGUUCAGGCGUGGACAACUCGAUGGCGAAGAAGAAGAAAACUCUAAGACGUUUUUGUUCCCUGUUGAGGAAAUUCAGACUGUUUUCAACGGAAAUUGAACAAGAUUGAAUAUUUUCAUUAUUAUUACUUUUCAUUAUUAUUUGAUUUUAUUUUGUUACCAAGGAGCCUACGAUAGAUCCUUGGGGAACUCCAAUAUUUUUGUUUUUCUAGACAUUGACGAAUGCAGUGCUUCUUCUUCUAUAUGUGACAUCAAUGCCAACUGCUCCAAUACUCGUGGAUCGUAUAUCUGCACCUGCAAGGCAGGAUACUACGGCGAUGGAAAAACUUGCGGAGGUAGGAGAAAAUAUAAUUAGCUAAUCUAAAGGUCAGUUACCCUUUACUGUUAUAACAUCAAUUAUGGAAGUUUCCUAAGGACGCGCGACAUCAUAGUAUUCAAAAUUGUGUCUAAUGAGAUCGGCAAUCCGCUGAAUCCGCCGGUAAGUUUUCGUAUCCAGCAUUGACGUCAUACCUCAUGUUCUGCUUUUGCUAGAGCCUAUAACACGGAGCGAGCAACUUCCAUGUACUCUUGUCACGGCGUUUUCACCAAUGAUUUUGGAGCGAAUUUAGACUUAGGUCUCCCAAACCAGUCAGCAAAAGGAAAAUGCCUGAAACUAGCAUUUUUGACUUUUAAAUAACUCUGUAUCAUGAGCCGCCGCUUAAGAUCAUGCACUACCUCACUUCCGUCCAAAGUGCAAAUGGCGUAAAUUUAAAUCAUCUAGCUCAUUGUAAGGAUUAGAUUUGAAUAAGGAUCUAGGACGUUACAUUAUUCAUACUUAUUUAUGCAUACGGCGUACAUUAAUUCUAUAAUUGAAUUUAUGUCUACAUUUUUUUUCACAAAUAACGUACUUAUUUUUCUAAAUAUAUAUUACUUCUUUUAAGAAGUAAUUACUCAAUUGUUGAGUGAGACUGAGUAGGAUGAAGAAUUUUGCAGAUGGAGGAAGAUGUUGAGGUGAAUAGCAUCCUCCGAGAUCUGUAUAAUUCUUCACAUUAUACGAAAGCCUAAUUCAUUCAUUGUCUUAUUUUUCAUGCAAAAUAUUUCUUUAUUCUUAUUUAACAACUUUUCCUCAUCGAAGACUUUAUUCAAACCUUUCGCUUAUUUCCCGGCACAGUUUUUCCUUGCAGUGCUCCCCAUCGAGCGAUUUGUUUUGCGUAUUCUUGCAAUUCUUCCGUUUAGUUUUAGUUUAAAAUUCAACUAUUCCGGAUGGUCGUGAACGCCUUUUUUUCAGAAUUUACUGUUGAAUAAUCAGCUACUCGGCCGCGCCAGGAAACGAAGUUGAUCGAUACCAUAUUAAGAACACGCGAGCAAUUUACCAUCGAUUUGAUGGCAUAUUGCUCCAUCCUCCAAAUAUCGUAAACGCUAGUUGAUUAGGGACUUUGAGCCAAUCAGAAGCGGCGAAGUAUUUUGAAUGAAUAAUUGUAAUUAACGUAUUCUAUUUACGCUAUUUCAUUUUAUCAGCUGUUCAUUUAUGUUUAUCGAACAUUUUGAUAUAUCUAUAUAGAUGCUUCAGCGUAAUAAGUGUUUAAAUUAUUUUAAGUGAUAUCAGUUUCGAAAAAAUAUGUUACCUGAAUCACCUUUUCUUUUCUCUUCCUGUAUAUCAGUUUUCGCAAAAGGACUGAAUGACUCAGUUAUCUUAAGAGAUAAUGAGCAUCACUUAGCUAAUUUAAGCGCAUGGCUCAAACCAGUCGCCCAAAGCGAAUCUUCAAAAUGGAAGCGCUGUUGGCGGGCGUCCGUGGAUGGCUGGGCUGCCAGUACUUUUCACAGCGGAUGUGACAACAAAGGACCAACUGUAACAAUCAUAAGAGUCGGAGGGAAGUACAUAUUUGGAGGGUACACUAGCCUCUCAUGGGGUAAGCUCUAA